GUGGCAGGAGGAGGGCUUUCACUGCAAGCAAAAAAAAUCUUCAAAGGGAUUGUCGUUCCAAGUAAAACAUAAUAAAAAACACAAAACAAAAAUAGCCCCAGUGCGGUGAGUUCAUAAUCUAUUUAAAGGACAAACAAGCCUCACGAGAGCUGCAAAUAUGGAUUCAGGUGAAGACCAAAACGCAAACAGCACAAACGGAAACCCUCAGACGAGUGGGAACUCCCGUACAACCCAGAUAGCCCGCAUGUCUUUGUAUGAAAGACAAGCUGUGCAGGCUCUACAAGCUCUGCAGAGACAGCCCAAUGCAGCCCAGUACUUUCAACAGCUGAUGCUACAGCAGCAGAUCAAUACGGCCCAACUGCAAAACUUUGCUGUGCAACAGGCCACGCUUGCAGCUAGCCGCCAGUCCAAUACUACUAGUAACAGCGUGUCACAGGCUACCACCACCGUCAAUUUAAGCACUACGUCUGCAGGUGGUACUAUGAGCAAUCCUCGUCCACACGGUCCUGCAACGACAACAGCCCUCAACCAGUCGGUGCUCUUGGGUGGAAACUCUGCAGGACAGGGACAGAUGUAUCUUAGAGUGAAUCGGUCUCUAAGAGCUCCGCUUGCCCCUCAGCUCAUCUUUAUGCCUGGCGGGACGACAGCCGCUGUAGCAACGGUCGCUCAGACGCAAGCACAACCCCAACAGCAGCAACAGCAUGAUGCUGCUUCUACCACUACAAGUGCCCAGUCUGACAGUGAUCAGGUGCAGAAUCUGGCUCUGCACUGUGUAUCCAACACCAAAACAGCUGCAGGAAAGGCUGAAAAUGUAGAGAGGAAAGAUGCUGGCAGUUUUCCUCUCACCCAGCAGCAGCAACAGAAUUUCCCUCAGACAGCUCAGCAGCAGCAAGUGAAGCCGCAGCAACAGAUUGCCAAAGCCAGCUUUAAUCAACCAUCUGCCUCCAGCGCCCUGACUGUGAAGACUGCCAACCAGGCCGUCACUGUCACUCCUGCAGCCUCUGUAGCUCCAUCCUCAUCUUCCUCGUCCACAGCCCUCCCUCUCUCUCAGCUCCUCUUGUCCCCCUCUGCUCCCCCUGUCAUCCUGGUUCCCAGUUCAAACGUUACUACCUCAACCCAGGGCUACCCGAUUGGUUCUGUGGCACCAAAGGCUAACAUGAACCCACAGACUCUCGUGGUGCAGCCCCUCCAACAGACAAACGCUAACGUGGAAAAGGGUCCAGUCCCAAUACAGCCCAAGACAGCUCAGGGACACCGCCUACCCCUUCAGCUGUCCCCUCGGCUGCCGCCUCCCAUUCUCCCAGCCCCACCAAGCAACAGUCAGGCCAACGCCGGUGGUCCUAACCCUCCACACAUCCCAGUCCAGCUGGUGGGAGCCAGGCAGGGCUUGGCAGGAAAUUCACAAGCUGUGGCCUUGGCUCAGGUGCGGAGCACAACAGCUCAGGAGAGUCCUUCUGGUGUGGCUGCUAGCUCAUCCCCCAGCAGCGCUGCCAUGACAAAGCCAUCCCCAGGCUCUCUGAAGAGAAAAUCUGAGAGUGAUGCUCCAAAUGAGAUAUCAGAAACAUCAGAUUCUGCCCCAUUGAAAGACUCUGCUCCUCCUUUAUCUCCUGCCCCCUCAAAGGACUCAGCUCCUUCUGUAGAUGCCUCGUUCUCCUCUCCCCCCACCCUGUCCUUACCUCUGCCCUUGUCCAGAGUCGGCCAUGGAGACAAGCUUCCUCAAGCCGUGGUCAAACCUCAAGUUCUCACUCAUCUCAUUGAGGGCUUUGUUAUUCAAGAGGGAGCCGAGCCAUUCCCUGUUGCUGGACUCCUCAAAGACAGAGAUUUUGCUCUGGUUGGCCGCACAGAGCAUGGCCCUCCAUUGUUGAAAUGUGAGUACUGUGGAUGCUUUGCACCAGCCAGCCAGUUCAGAGGAUCAAAGAGGUUCUGUUCAAACACUUGCGCUAAAAGGUACAAUGUAAGCUGCAGCCAGCACUACAAGUCCAGCAGAGGGAGAAAUGGUGGGGCGGCGUCACUACCUUCUAACACCACAGAGAGCUCUGCUAAACGCAGAGGUCCUUCUCGAAGAGGAAGCUCCAAUAGCACCUACAGUAAAGUAUCGAGCAAGCAUCUUUCUGUCAAGUGUCAUUCAGAGUCCAGUCGCUCAGACGAUAUGUCCAGCGAGGGGGAGGAAGACAGGGAUGAGUCCUCCUCGCUGUCGAGAAGCUCCUCGCGCUCCUGCCUCAGAGCUCAGCACAGCGCUCCCCCCUCAGACAGUUCCCCACCUGGAAGCCUUCCUAUCGAAGGUGCUAACUUCCUCUCUGCCACUCCGGCUCAGUGGAGCGUGGAAGAAGUCUGCAAGUUCAUCUCCUCUCUUCAAGGCUGCGAGGAUCUGGCUGCCCAGUUUCUGUCCCAGGAAAUAGACGGGCAGGCACUCAUGCUGCUGCGGGAGGAUCAUCUAAUCUCUACUAUGAACAUUAAGCUGGGUCCGGCUCUAAAGAUAUGUGCCUCUAUCAACAGUUUGCGCGAGUGAUGAAUGUGCUCUACUAUCUCAUGUCUCAUAGGAAUUAACACUUGGACUUGAGCUUCUUGGAGAUUGUCUGGGUGUAUUUUUGUUUUUGUUUUUACACAAACAAAUGUCCCCUAUUAAUAUGAAAGUGCUUUUUGAUCACAUGACCCUUUAAAUCCAGCUUCUGCUAUUUGCUGUUCCAGCUUCAGGGUAGGAGGGUUCUUAACAACCAUUGAGUAACAUAAAGGGAUGUGACUGAUUUUGUGAAAAAGUAGCAAUGAUUGGCUGAGCCAAUGACAUUUUGAUCUCAGUACUUCCUAAAACCCUUGCAGAACUUUUCCCACGUUUUCCAUAUUUUAUCACAUCGCAGCUUCCUUUUCCUCCAGACAUCUUGCUCUGUCUCUCAGCUAAAAUCUUAAUAGAAAAAAAUUGGACAAGAUGUGAGAAAAUGUGAUGACUUUUCUCCAAGGCUCUAAAUGUUACAUGGAUGUAGACAGUAUUCUUUCUGGACUCUGAAUGUGCAGAUGUAUACAUACUGGUAUGUGUAUCACAAACCCAAAUAUUCCUG
This is a messenger RNA of Cyprinodon variegatus (sheepshead minnow), 3053 nucleotides long. It is a transcript of the gene phc1, whose product is annotated as polyhomeotic homolog 1 (Drosophila). Lineage: Eukaryota; Metazoa; Chordata; Actinopteri; Cyprinodontiformes; Cyprinodontidae. The record is from RefSeq and is a predicted model, not a curated record. Bases 158 to 2509 code for a protein of 783 amino acids. Gene Ontology annotation, molecular function: protein binding; zinc ion binding. Gene Ontology annotation, cellular component: PRC1 complex; nucleus. The transcript is spliced from 14 exons.